AUCGUGACGGUCGGUAGUAGUUGCUUUUCGUGAGUGAAGUCGGAUAUUAAGUUGAAAAUUUACUAAACGGUUUAAAGUACGCUUAUUUUUGCAACACUCAAUGCAUGACUUUAAUAACAGGUUUGAAAAUCACUAGAUUUCUGGUGAACCGUAAAAGCUGUGAGAAAAAAAUUAGCUUCGACCCCUCCCCCACCUCUGAACGGUGGUUGUUUUUUUUUAUAUAUUUCAAAUGCGCCUGGUCUCGAAAGCACAGGAAAAAAAACGUGCGAGUGUGUGAUAAUAAUCACUGUUUUGUUUACAUGUUGCUUAUCAGCAGAUUGGUAGUUUGAAUAUCGAAAGUGUGGUGUAGUUUCGCAGAUUUAUCGGAGAAAAGGAAGGUGCCCUAUUACGUGGUCGUGGUUCUGAACAAGGCAAAAAAUGUGAACGAGAUCCGUUCAGCGACGAGAGCAACAAAGCAGGAAUCGCGUUUUUUUUUCGCUUUUCCCAUACAAACGCGCACACUACCAACACCAGCAGUAUCAUCAUCAGCGUCGAACAGCCUGCCACGGCAAGUUCUUCUUUAGCACACACAAGGGAUCGAACCGCACCAGAGCAACCGUAUCGGGGUGGGAGCGGAGCAGGCCUUGGUUUCCGUCAUCAUCAUCAUCAUCUGCGGCGGCAGUCAUCAGGUGUCAGUGGCAGGCAAAAUACGGUUGCUUCGUUACGACCAGCGUUCGCCGUGAGCUUUGUGCAGUAUAGGUUACCUUCUACAACGGUGGCCUGCUGCGCAGCGAGAGCACGGUGCCCUCCAGUUUUGAGCUUGUUUGCUGCGUCGCGCUGUGACAGCCUCGGUUGGCCGAUACGGACCGCGGCUCAGUAGGUUGUGUGUUUUCCACAGCGACGAGGGUGACUUCGACUUCGAUCUGUGAGGGAUACGGUUUGUUGCUUUAUCGAAAAAAUUGUGCUUUAUUGCGAGUGAGCCUAGCAAUGUCACACUCAGGAAUGGAAGAUAUUUCGGAUCAGGAGAUGAGCCUGGCUGAUCAAUCUGACGAACGCUUGCUAAACGGCACAACGCCAAGUGAAAAUAAUGAAGUGGUGGUGCUGAGGGCGGAAAACUGUCGCCUGCUGACCACACUGAUUGAGUACAAAAAGCUACUGGAAAACACCAAGCUUCGGUACGGGACGGUAAAGAAAGACUACUACGCGGCAAAGAAAAGACUUAAAAGGCUAGCGGAUAAACUGCAUACGACCGGAAGUAGCGCAGCGGAUGCCGAAGGUGAAGGUACGACAGCACAGCCGGUGACCGGAGAUGACGACGUACGCAAGAAGUGGAAGGAGCCGAAUGUUAAAGCAGCAGUCAAACUGAAGGCUGCCAUUGGAGUGCACGCAUACCAGUCACUGAUCAAGGACGGUGAACUGCAGUUGCCCAGUUUGCGAACCAUUUCUCGCUAUGUGGAUACGCUGAAGAAGGCCGGUUUGAGACCGAACUACGAUUUCAAUGUGCGCGACUCGGAUACGGUGGGGAAGCUGUUCGUGGAGGAAGAAGAGGAGGAGGACAGUGGCGACGUAGAUCACAACAGAAAUCAGCAGGAAAAGCAACAUUCGAGAGACGCAUCGGAUGGGGAGGAUCCGGCAAACUACGCUGCUACAACGAAUGUCAGCUUCUUCCCCGGAAAGAUAGAACCGGAAGAUGUCGAUGACGAUAAUCACCUGUCGGAGCGGUAUCACAAUGGCAUUACCAAUGGAGAGGUCCCACAUGCGAACCAUCUUCAUCACCAUCAGCAGCAACAGCAGCUGCAGCAUCCCCAGCAGCAACAGCAUCAACAAACACUCACCAGUAGUCAUAUCGAAUUUCUCAAAUCGAUGACUGGUUUCCGGAAGAAGUGGACCCCGUUCGAGUUGCGAACCUGCAUGGAUAUUCGGCGAAUCAUCGGCAGUAAGGAGUAUGACUCGCUGCGGAAGAACGACGGAAUGCCACUGCCCAGUGCGAAGACGCUACGGAAGUACAAACAUGCGGUCCAUUUAGAAGGCGUGGAUGCAAUAGAUUUGAUGGGUCGCAAGAGAACACACCGGGAGAUGGUGGAUGGGGUAAUUACGGCAUCGAAUGGACUUAUUAUGAAUGGAUGCGGUCCGUACGGAGGUGAUAUGGAUGAUGCUCUGAAUGCCGAAGAUACUGGCGGUUUCUUCGACAUCAAUGGGUUGACCGAGGAGCAGAUUAAUUUCCUGCAAUCACUGUCCACUAAUACGAAAGGAUUCUCCGAUUUCGAGCUACAGAAAACGUUAGAACUUAAGAAUGAGCUUGGCGGAAAGAACUACGAAGUUCUGCGGAAACAGGAAUGUUUGCAUAUCCCUACUCUGGUGAUGUUGAAACGCUACGAACAGGAAAACGGCCUGGAAGACCUGUCCGCUAUGGUUGUUGCGGAAGACUUAGACGAUGAAGAUGAUCAGGAGCCAGAACAGGAACCGGAACUAGAGCCCGAGCAAGAGCUGGAUAAUGGCCAACGGCUGGCAGACAGCUAUAUGGUGACAAUGAACGGAAUCGGUGAUGAUUCCCACUUGGAUAUCUUCGAGCAUCACUCCAUCUUUGAUAAGGAUGAAUCGCCAUCACUGGACAUGAGCAAACUGAGUCAACAGCACAUCGAAUUCUUGAGUACACUGCCGGAAAACCCGAAACGGUGGACAACCGAGAUGAUCAACUCGGCGCUGGACAUUAAGAACGUGAUUGGCACCCGGGACUACGAGGUGCUGCGAAGACAGGGUAUUCCACUGCCGGCUGCGCGAACGCUACGGCGUCACAAAGACGUUAAGAACCGGACUGUGGAGGGGGAAGUCGCGUGCUAGAUUUUUCAAUGAGAGGUACCUGUAUUAUAUAUAGGAUAGAUGUGCGAAACUAGUUUGUUCUUUUUCUUACUAAUCAUAAGAAGUACGAAAGAAAUAUUAAAUGGCGCCAAAUAUUUGAAACAAUAUCGUGAAGGAAAUAAGCGAAGAUGUUUUGGGUAGAAAAAACAUCGGAAUAGCGUAGUCAUUUCUAAUUUUUCGCAAUAGUGUGUAGUAUUAGUUGUAUAAAUUUUAAUUGAUAGUUGACUUUGAGGUGUACUAAAUAAUAUAAAUGCUAGAAAAUAAAAGAAACAGAUGUUGUUUGAAUCUUGAUGUGAAA
Molecule: messenger RNA, 3136 nt
Organism: Malaya genurostris
Lineage: Eukaryota; Metazoa; Arthropoda; Insecta; Diptera; Culicidae
Exons: 2
Coding region: 967-2820 (617 amino acids)
Source: RefSeq, a predicted model, not a curated record